AAUCGAGGUCACGCAUAUAUGUGACACAAUUUCUGUCGCAGACAGGGAUGAUAUAGUAGUUCUGGUGAACCGGAGUGCCUUCAGGGGUGAACCCUGGUGCGUCUGCGUCCACCGAAAUAAAAUGAAGAUCUCACGGCAUCUACGACAGAAUUCCACCAUCGUCUGAAUCUAGAGGGGGGCUUGCUUUGUUCAAACACAUCGCGCCGAAUGGGGAAUUUCUGAAAAUACAGCAUUAUCUCAUUAAAGCUGCUACCGCCUGAUAAAAUACAAUGACAUAACUAACAGUAAAUAUCUCGGAAGGCAUUAAUCUCAGACGACUUCUGAUUAAUGGAGGCAGACGGUGUCAGCCACAGCAAGAAAAACGCAUGAUGGCCAAAAGUGGGGACCUGUGAGAAUUUAAAAAUAACGCCGGUGACUGUGGAGUAUAUAAAGGGCAGGCUCACAGAGUUAACACGUCAAAGCGGUUUCUUUUCUGCUGCUGUUAGCCGUCCAACACACUUAGUAUAAUGAAGGUUGCAAUUGCUCUUUUCUUGGCCCUGGUGGCAGUUUCCAGCGUGUGUGGAACAUAUGUUUAUCCUGUAUAUAAAGGUGUCGUCGGUGUGGGUAAGGCUGGCGGUUACGGUUUGGGUGUAGGAGGCUAUGGCGGCGUUGUAGGAAAAGCUGGAGUUGGCCUCGUCGGCGGUGUAGGAAAAGCUGGGGUUGGCCUUGUCGGUGGUGUUGGAAAAGCUGGAGUUGGAUACGGCGGCGUUGUAGGAAAAGCUGGAGUUGGAUAUGGCGGAGUUGGUUAUGGCGGCGUUGUAGGAAAAGCUGGAGUUGGAUAUGGCGGAGUUGGUUAUGGCGGCGCUGUAGGAAAAGCUGGCGUUGGUUACGGCGGCGUUGUUGGAAAAGCUGGUGGAGUAGGCCUUGUCGGUGGUGUAGGAAAAGCUGGCGUCGUCGCCCCCGUAGGAAAAGCUGGAGUUGGUUAUGGCGGCGUUGGUUAUGGCGGCGUUGCAGGAAAAGCUGGAGCUGGCCUUGUAGCCCCUGUAGGCGUGGGUGUGGGAGGUUACGGCGGCGUUGUAGGUAAAGCUGGAGCUGGCCUUGUCGGUGGUGUAGGAAAAGCUGGAGUUGGUUAUGGCGGCGUUGUAGGGAAAGCUGGAGCUGGUCUUGUCGGCCCUGUAGGAAAAGCUGGGGUUGGACUUGCCGGCGGUAUUGGCGUUGGUGUAGGAGGCUAUGGCGGCAUUGCAGGUAAAGCUGGUGCUGGCGUUGUCGCUCCUGUAGGAAAAGCCGGAGUUGGAUAUGGCGGAGUUGGUUAUGGCGGCGUUGUAGGAAAAGCUGGAGCUGGUCUUGUCGGCCCUGUAGGCGUGGGUGCAGUUGGUUAUGGCGGCGCUGUUGGCAAAGCUGGAGCUGGCCUUGUUGGCGGUGUGGGAAAAGCUGGAGUAGGAUAUGGCGGAGUUGGUUAUGGCGGCGUUGUAGGAAAAGCUGGAGCUGGCCUUGUCGCCCCUGUUGGUGUGGGUGCAGUUGGCUAUGGCGGCGUUGGUAAAGUUGGUGCUGGCCUUGUUGGCGGUGUAGGAAAAGUUGGGGCUACCAUUGUCGGUCCUGUGGGCAAAGCUGGAGCUGGCCUUGUCGGUGGUGUGGGAAAAGCUGGGGUUGGUCUUGUCGGCGGUGUAGGAAAAGCCGGAGUGGGCCUUGUUGGCGGAGUGGGAAAAGCUGGGGUUGGUCUUGUCGGCGGUGUGGGGAAAGCUGGGGUUGGUCUUGGCUAUGGACUUAAUGGUCUCGGCGGCUACGGUGGCUACGGUCACGGUGGAUACGGCGGCCUAGGUGGACUGUAUGGCCAACAAUUCCGCUACCACGGAAGUUAUGCUGGCAAGUGCGGGUAUGACGGCGUCUACGCCGGGGACGCACACACUCUGGUCUUUUGCACCAACGGUCGUGCCCUGCUUCAGCCUUGUGCUCCGGGCUCUGCCACCACUGGUCUUAAAGUAGGAAAAUACUAUCCCGCCACGGUGUGCAACGUGAACCUUAUUGGCGGCAAAGCUUUCUACGGUUAAAAAGAAGUAGCCAAUAUUCAUCGCCAACCUGCGUGUAAUUUAUAGGAUAUCAGGGCGCAUGA
Molecule: messenger RNA, 2089 nt
Organism: Lingula anatina
Lineage: Eukaryota; Metazoa; Brachiopoda; Lingulata; Lingulida; Lingulidae
Source: RefSeq, a predicted model, not a curated record